Solanum stenotomum is the source of this 2087-nucleotide messenger RNA. RefSeq names its product putative glucose-6-phosphate 1-epimerase. Gene Ontology annotation, biological process: carbohydrate metabolic process. The coding region runs from base 919 to 1857 and encodes 312 amino acids. Gene Ontology annotation, molecular function: carbohydrate binding; isomerase activity. The transcript has 8 exons. Lineage: Eukaryota; Viridiplantae; Streptophyta; Magnoliopsida; Solanales; Solanaceae. The record is from RefSeq and is a predicted model, not a curated record.
CCUGCAAACCCCAGGUUUUAUUUUUCUAUUCUUGUUCAGUUGUUGAAAAUCUUUGUUACUGUUAAUUAAUGCAACAAUAACAUCUUUUUUCUUGUUUGCAUUACAUUCCCAUUUUGAUGCAUUCCAUAAAGUUCAGAUUUUUCUUCUUCCCUUUUGUAUUUGCCAUGUUUUCUUGCUUUCUUGAACUGGGAUGAUUCUUGAAAGUUGUAAAAAUGCUAUCUUUAUGAAAUUUCUGGAAUAUUUACAGUAUCUUGACAGUUUUCUCAAAUGGGAUUCCUCAAAAUUUGAGGUAUUAUGGAGUAAUAAGGAAGACACUGCGCCUUUCCCCAAUCUCCUUUUGUUUUCAGUUUUUGAUACUCAAGAUUUGAGUUGGGACUUGAAAAUUAUGUAAGUUUUGAGCUUAAUUUAUACUUUACUAUAUUAGAAAUUUGUUUGUAGUGCAGUUAAAGUUUUCUUGUAUAUUUGUUGAUUUAUUUGUCCAUUUACUUACAAGAUUUUAGCUGGUUUUUUCUUAGGUAAACGUCACAUUUUCUUGCCGUGAAUUUAGGCUGGGACAAUAGUGUACUUUUGAGUAUUUUUGCCAAAUGUCAUAUUAUGUUGGUUUUGCUUAUGUUGCUGAUGUUGCUUUAUGUUGUUAUUACAAAUUAAAAGUCUAAUUUUUUGAGUCAAGUGUACAUUGAAUCUGAGGGGUAGUGGUAAGGUACAUUAUAAGAAUUUUGGAUUACAUUUGAGGUUCACUAGAUUACAAAACAUUCCAGAGAGGAUUGUGUUUAAGGUAGUAGAUACGAACCGAAUAAAGGCUUUUGUCCCAUCCAUUUUACUGGCAUUGAUGGUUUUUCGCGUUCAAAUAGCAUAAAUAAGGGGUUUCAAGGCUAUUCUGAGGGUUUUGAGAGCCAAGAAGACCUAGUGCUUUAGAAAAUGGGGCAGUAUGCACCCGUCUGGGAUCAUAAAGCAUCGGUCGAAGUGACAAAAAAUUCGAGUGGGAUGAAUCAGGUCACGCUUCGCAACCCUCAGGGUGCCUCUGUUCUGAUUAGCUUGCAUGGAGGACAAGUUACUUCAUGGCGGAAUGAUCGAGGUGAAGAGCUCCUAUUCACCAGCAAGAAGAUCUCCAAAUCUUCGAAAUCUGCACGAGGAGGAAUCUCUGUUUCCUUUCUCCAGUAUGGAAAUGGUGGAUCAGUUGGGCAACCUGGAUUUUCAAGAAACAAAAUUUGGACCAUUGAAGACGACCUGCCAUCUCUAAUAUCAUUUGAUACCCAAGGAAAAUCUUUCAUUGACUUGCUGCUCAAACCGUCAGAAGAUGAACUGAAGUUCUGUCCUCAUAACUUUGAGUUUCGCCUUCGGGUUUCUCUUGCAUCAAAUGGAAGCUUGUCCCUGAUAUCUCGCAUAAGAAACAUCACUGGCAAGCAGUUGAAAUUCUCCUUUGCUUACCAAACAUACUUUUCUGUUUCUAACAUAAGCGAAGUGCGUCUAGAAGGUUUGGAAACACUGGACUAUCGUGACAACUUGUGCCCAAAAGAACUCUUUACAGAACAAGGAGAUGCCAUAACAUUUGAGACUGAGAUCGACCGUGUCUACCAUCACUCUCCUAAUUGCAUUGCUGUUCUUGAUCAUGAAAAGAAGCGAACAUAUCUGAUAAAAAAGGAAGGGCUACCAGAUACUGUGCUAUGGAAUCCCUGGAUUAAGAAAUGCAAAGCAAUGGUGGAUCUUGGCAACGAUGAGUACAAGUACAUGCUUUGUGUUGAUGGUGCAGCAAUAGAAAGACCCAUCACUUUGAAGCCGGGAAAUGAAUGGAUGGCUCGCGUGGAGCUUAUGGUGGUACCAUCAACCCUUUCCAGCGAUGAUCUUUCGUCUUUUUGAGGUCUGGCCUAAAGCAUUUAGAAAUGGCUCUAUAGCUUAGUGGGAGAGCGUAAUCCAUUUAAACUAGUUUCCGUUUUUGCUAGACUGUUAUCGUUCGACAGCCAAAGCUUGUCAAUGGCUGUAUGUUUUGAAAGAGGGCAAGUUUUUAAACUAAAAUUGUUCCAUUUCGGCACAAUACUUAUGUUUGUGCAAUUGAAAUGAGAAAGUGAAGGAUUGAUAUAUUUUCCGUG